Messenger RNA from Neltuma alba, 1825 nucleotides. Its product is annotated as transcription factor TCP9-like. Gene Ontology annotation, cellular component: nucleus. The record is from RefSeq and is a predicted model, not a curated record. Gene Ontology annotation, molecular function: sequence-specific DNA binding; DNA-binding transcription factor activity. NCBI's taxonomy places the organism in Eukaryota, Viridiplantae, Streptophyta, Magnoliopsida, Fabales, Fabaceae.
AAUAAGAGCCAUUUAUUAAAUCAAUAAGAGAAAUAUUUUAGGUCCUCCUGACGUCAGCCUCUGGCCUUAUUGGUGUAGAAAUGAGCCCACCCGUCCCCGCUAUUCCCAAGUGGUCCACGGAAUGGGGGGGACGACUAAUCGGAGAAGGCCACCAGGUAGGACCCAACACGUGGCAGCCCCUGGUGAUCCCCUAACGAAUUCGAUCUAAUCAUUACCGUUGGAUUGUUCAGGUUUCGCAGAGACGGUGCAUUGUGAUCACCCCAAUAACAAAUUAAAAUUUUAAAUUAAAAAAAGUAAAAUAAAAAGGGAAUUUCCCCACUUGGUAAGCCCCCCGGGGCCCCAACCUUCGUUGCUCACUUCUCCCCCAUUUUACUAAUCAUAACCUCUGACUCUGUUUUAUUGCACUUCCUUGUGUUCCCAGCAAUUCAAUUUCCAGGCUCCUUCCGUUAUAUCUCUGUGAUUUCCCUAUUCGUUGCCGGUUUUCUCCAUUCUCUUUCCGGUUUCUUCAAAUGACGUCGUCUCAGGAGCAUGAGAUGGAUCAAGACGACGAUGGCGGAACUUCCGACCUCAGCACCAGCGCCGGCGAUCCUCGGGCCAUCAAUACCGACAAAAACAAUGGACUUUCGAAAGAGCCUGUCUCGGACGAUCCCAUGGCUUUCCAGGCCUUGCCGUUGAAGGAGGAGCCCGUUGAUUCGGACCCGCCGUCAGACCAGGAACAAAAGACGCAGCCUUCCUCGUCGGCUCCGAUUGGAGUCGUUCCUGUGGCGAUGCAGAUGCAAAUGCCCCUAACUAUGUCCAUGCCCAUGCCGGUCGCUACCACGAGACGCUCCUCCACCAAGGACCGUCACACGAAGGUGGAAGGCCGCGGGCGUAGGAUCCGAAUACCCGCCACUUGCGCGGCUCGGAUCUUUCAGCUGACUCGGGAGCUAGGUCAUAAGUCUGAUGGCGAAACCGUGCGGUGGCUCCUCGAACACGCGGAGCAGGCCAUCAUCGAGGCCACCGGCACAGGCACCGUCCCAGCCAUCGCCGUCUCCGUCGGGGGAACUCUGAAGAUUCCUACAACGUCUGGCGCAAACAGCAAUCCGGACUCCGAACUCAGGAAGAAGCGAAAAAGGCCGUCGAAUAGUGAGUUUGUGGACGUGAGUGAAGCCGCCUCACAAUCGUCCGGUUUGGCCCCGGUUCAAUCGGCUCUUCCGCAAGGCCUUGUGCCUGUGUGGGCAGUGGGCAACACUAAUAUGAUGAUCCCGGCGAACGCCUUUUGGAUGAUCCCUCCGGCGACAACGACGACGCCAGUAGGUGGAAGUCCAGGAUCGUCAAACCAACAACCUCAGAUAUGGACUCUGUCGCCGACGGUGACGCCCGUAUUCAACAUGGCCGCCAGACCCGCAUCGUCUUUGGUGGCAGCAACAAAUACCUCGAGCGGCAUAGAAGUCUCGCCGGUGGGAUGCAACAAUUCGUCCAACACAGCGGCGGUGAGCACGAGCACGGUGGGGCCAACGGCGGCGAAGAAAUCGACGAUGGCACCGAGCAGUUGUAGCGGGGCGACGGGCAGUAGUAGUAGCAGCGGCAGCAAGGCGCAUAUGUUGAGGGAUUUUUCAUUGGAGAUUUACGAUAAGCAAGAGUUGCAGCUGAUGGGGCGGUCAGGAGGGAACAAGCAAGCGUGAACUUCAAACGAAGGAGACCGCUUGUCCACAAACAGAAAAGCUGUCGAAAUAGAGAAUAAUAAAUGUGAUUAGAUUUAGAAAGCCUUUUCUUUUUAUUCUAAUGUCGUCUGUACUUGGAACUUUCAAUGAAUGAAGCCAGCAAUUUUGACAUUGGAGCAGGU